AAACUCUCACCAUGACUUUAGUGCAAAUUUUAUAUGCACAAUGAGAAAACCCUAAACAUUCAAAUACAAUAAUGUAAAACAUUUCUUAUGACGCAAGAAACAGAGCGUAUAUUGAGUUAGAACAGAAAGUAUAAUUCGUUCCAUAGAAUUUAAUUCUUUUAAAGUGAGAAAAUCGAAACCUAACAAAAAAAAAUUUUGAAUUUUUGCGCGCAAAUGAAUUUGUUGAGAAGGCCUAAUGCUAAUAUGGUUUUGUUGCUUCUUAGUCUUGUAUUCAUCAAAACUUGCAACAACCAUAACUUCUUGGCUCUGGCCUCGCCUUCCGGAGGCGUCAUGGGAGGGAGUUUCUUCGACGAUUCGGAUUCUUCAUCCUCGCAAUCAUCUUUGAAUGAUCAUUCACAUUAUCAACAUUAUGAUUCUUCUCAACCUUUUGUUGAUGAUAACACUCCAAGUAACAAUGAUGAUGGAGGGGUUCCAAGCGUGUUUCUAUUCUUCAUGUUUGGUUUGGUUUUGGUUGGAUUAUGUAAACACAGAAAUGGAAAUGCAAUUUCUGUGAUCAAGGUUCAGGUUGCAAUGUUAGGUGGGAAGAAGGGAAGCUCGAUACAAAGGGAUCUAAGUAGGAUUGCCCAAGCUGCAGAUACAUCUUCUCCAGAAGAGACAAUAUUAGCUUUGCAUCAGAAUCCUGGUUACUGUAUUUCAGGAUAUUCAUAUGUGGAUCUUAAGCUGAGUAGGGAAGAUGGAGAGAAAUGCUACACUCAAUUAUCACAUGAAGAGAGAGCCAAAUUUGACAAAGAGACAUUAGUCAACUUUAAUGGCAAAGAGAAGAUUAGUACAAGAAACCAGAGUGCUAAUGUGUUCAUCAAUGAUGAUGAGUACACAUUGUUGGAUGAGGAAAAGAAACCUGAAGAAGAGAAGAAACUACUUCUCAAUGGGUUUGGGAAUGAGUUUAUAGUGAUAACAAUUUUGGUAGCUGCUAAAGGAACACAUAAGCUUCCAAGUAUCAAUGGAGCUGAAGAUUUGAAGAAGACAUUACAAAAGCUUAGAUCCCUUCUAUCAAAACACUUACUAGCUGGGGAGGUGCUAUGGACUCCACAAAAAUAUGAUGACACACUUUCUGAAGAGGAACUAAUUGAAGAUUACCCAAAAUUAGCAAAGUCCAUGGGAAAUUUUCUGGCCAAGAAAAAGGAAUAAUAAUGAUACAAAAUGAGGAAUGCAUGCUUAAUUACUUAAUCAACUCUUACUCUCCCCAUUAAUUAAUUUUCCACAUGCAAGAGGGAUUUAAUUAAUAUUCUCAU
Messenger RNA from Arachis ipaensis, 1292 nucleotides. The record is from RefSeq and is a predicted model, not a curated record. Lineage: Eukaryota; Viridiplantae; Streptophyta; Magnoliopsida; Fabales; Fabaceae.